Lottia gigantea (owl limpet) is the source of this 1413-nucleotide messenger RNA. RefSeq lists its product as hypothetical. Bases 1 to 1413 code for a protein of 470 amino acids. Lineage: Eukaryota; Metazoa; Mollusca; Gastropoda; Lottiidae. Gene Ontology annotation, biological process: DNA replication. The record is from RefSeq and is a predicted model, not a curated record. Gene Ontology annotation, molecular function: nucleotide binding; DNA binding; DNA-directed DNA polymerase activity. The transcript is spliced from 2 exons.
AUGAUUUUUCGUAAAAACAAUUUCAAAGAAAUAAAAAGAUCAAAAAAGGGUAGUGGUGUUACCCUACUCAAAAAGAUAAAAGAAUAUAUCGGUAUAAAUUGCUAUAUACCGAGCGAUGGAUACUGCUUUGUAAAGUGCGUUAAUCGUGUUUUAAACGAAGACUACACGAGAGAUUUUCAAGAUUUCAUCAACAGUUUUUCAAAAUCAAACAGAAAAGGAGUUAUGACAACUGCUAGAAUCAGUGAAUUCAAUGAGAAAUUUAAUACCUAUUUCCAAAUUUAUAUGCCCAAACAUAGACAUUUUCAACCAAAGAAAGUAUCCGAGGAAUUAGAUUGGGGUUGGUAUUAUUUAUAUCAUUGCGAUAAAGAAAUGAUUGAAGAAGAAUGGUAUGAAAGUACUAGAAUGGUUCCGAAACACACCGAAAAAGAAAACGUAGAAAAAGUUUACUCACAUACUCACCCUUUUAUAAGAUAUUUUAUCAGACAAAGUAUUAAAGGAGGAAGAGUUUCGGCAAAUCGAAAAUCAUUUGAAACGAAUAAAAUGGAUGAAAUUUGUAAUAUAUUAAAGGAAUACACAGAAACAGCAAGUGAUAAUAUAAUAGAUUUAUUCAAAGAAUACAGCGCUAGCACGAAAGAUAAAGCGGAGGUUCAUUCGAGACUUAAAAAAAUAAACUGUAAUAAACUAAUGGCCUUUGAUGCUAACGGUUUAUACGCUUCCACCAUGUCGGAUUUAGACAGUGAAUAUCCGAGAGCAGAAAGUGGUAGACCAUUUCUACCGGAAGAAAAUAAAGAAUUUCUCAAGCCCUUUAAUGAACAGGAAUUCAGACCUAGAACUGCUAUUUUAAAAGUCUGGUUUGAAUAUCCUACCAACAUGUUCUUCCAACCCAUACCAGCUAAAGAUAAAAUCACUUUCACGAAUAGAAUAGGUAAAAAGGAAACUGGCACUAAAAUCGGGUUCAGAAAUGGUUUUUGUCACGACGUUUUAACAUCGGUCGAUAUUCAAGAAAUAGUGAAAGCCGGUGGACGAAUUAUUAAAUUAUUAGAUGGUAUAGUUUACGAAGAAAAUUUUAAAACUCCACCAUAUAGAGAUUAUAUUUUAAUUUUGAGAGAUCUAAGAAAUAAAAAUAAACGAGAAGGUAAUAUCGUAGGUAGUAAUUGCAUGAAAUUAUUAGGCAAUUCGUUGUAUGGUAAAUCUAUUCAGAAGGAUAUAACUACAUCGAGACAUCUAUGGAGUGAAGCGACUUUAAAAGCCAACUACGAUUCACACGUCAAAAGCUAUGAAAAAGUAAAUGAUAGUCAAUAUAUAGUUGAGAUAAAUGAAGAAGAAAAAGAAUUUAUUCCUCCUCCUAAAUCUACACGGCUAACACCUAGUCAUUUGGGAUCAUUCGUUUUAUCUCACAGUAAAAAAAAAUAA